GUGGGAGCGAGGAGAGAGAGACGGCAGAGCCGCACACAUACAGAAACGCACGCGCGCACAGGGGCACACACACACCAGUUGUUUCUUUACUAACGGGACAAGUUUCUACCUCCUGGAUACCUCCUUCCUCCUCUGCUCUUUUCCCGCCUCCGCGUGAACACCUCGACCUGGACCGAGGUGAGCGCUGAAAUGUUGGGCUUAUUGCUAGUUUUGGGGAGGAGAGCCCCGCGCCGGUUGUAACCAGGAGCGGGGAGGAAAAGCGGCAAGGAGAGGCUGGAGGGGAGGCACGUCCGGCUCCCGCUGAAGCAGUUUCAAGCUAGCAGACUUUAUCGCUUCUGGCGGGUCACUGAACGGCUAAGCGACCCGUCGUUAACCCGGAGGAGGCUUACUUUACCGCGGCGGCUGCGAGUUGAGCCGCGCCGUGCGAGAUCAUCAGCAGAGCGGAUCUACAUCUUCUCCUUGAUGUCGCCUCAGCGCCAGCGUCGAGCUGCACAUUGUUUCACCUAAAACCUCCACAGCGUCUCUGCUGCAUACUGCUACGGAAAAGAUAAGAAUGAGGGAAAUGAAAGGAGGCCACGGCUGGAGGUGCAGCCCUCGCUAAAACAAUACACUCUCCCCUUUCCCCCCUCCAACAUCACCCACUGCUGCUGUCCAUCCUCCGCCUCUGAGCACCAUGGCCAACCACCUGGAGCUCAUCCAAGAGCUGCAGCAGCUGGACAAGGUGCCCAGUCUGGAGAGGCUGCGGGCAGCGCAGAAGCGCCGUGCCCAGCAGUUAAAAAGAUGGGCCAUGUACGAGAAGGAAAUGCAGAACAAGAAGCGAAAGGCUGACAAGAAGACUCGCAAUGUCUACAACCUCGGUCAGUCAGAGCCCAAGAGGCACGUGUCAUUUGCUGCCAGUGUUGCUCUUCUGGAAGCAUCGGCAAGAAAUGAUCCAGAUGAAGUUCGCUACCUGCUGAGGAGCAACGUGAGUCCAGACCUCUGCAAUGAAGACGGUCUCACCGCACUGCAUCAGUGUUGUAUAGACAACUAUGAGGACAUGGUGAAGAUCCUGCUUGACCGAGGAGCCUGUGUCAACGCUCAGGACAACGAAUUGUGGACUCCGCUGCAUGCUGCUGCUACCUGUGGCCAUGCUGGACUUGUCAAGAUACUAAUUGCACAUGGUGCAGAUCUGCUGGCUGUCAACUCAGAUGGAAACAUGCCCUACGAUCUGUGCGAGGACGACCCAACACUGGACAUCAUUGAGACGGCCAUGGCCAACAGAGGCAUCACCCAGGAGAUGAUCAAUGAGACACGAGCAGCAACGGAGAGGAGGAUGCUGGGGGACAUUCAGGAGCUGCUCAGGCAGGGAGAGGAAGUCAACAAGAAGGAUGCUCAGGGGGCCACACUGCUGCACGUCGCUGCAGCAAAUGGCUACGUGCAGGCUGCAGAGCUGCUGCUGGAGGGGGGGGCUCGCGUGGACCUGAGAGACUCGGAUGGAUGGCAGCCUCUUCAUGCUGCAGCAUGCUGGGGUCAGAUGCCUUUGGCAGAGCUGCUGGUGUCGCAUGGAGCCAGUCUCAAUGGCAAGACCUUCUUAGAAGAGACUCCCAUCGAUCUGUGUGAGGAUGAGGAGUUCAGGGCCAUCCUGCUGGACCUGAAACACAAACAUGACACAAUCAUGAAGUCUCAGCUGAAACAUAAGACCUCGCUGUGCAGGCGCACCUCCAGCGCAGGCAGCCGUGGCAAAGUGGUGCGGCGGGCCAGUCUGUCAGAUAGACACAACUUAUGUCGCAAAGAGUAUGAGACUGAGGCCAUUGUGUGGAGGGGAGGAAGGGAGGAGGAAGUGAAAGAGAAGGAGUCGGAUCAGGAAAACAAUCAGGUCAAGCCAGUUGUCGCUGUGGAGCUGCCCGACAAACCCAAGCUGGCCACCAUCCUUAAAGAUGGCAGCAGCAAACAGAACGGCCUCAUCUGCACAACAUCGUCCGUGCCAGCUCAGCUGCCUGUCAACGGUGGCACGCCGUUACCCGCGAAGGGCGGGGUCGUCACCGUCCAGCCAUCCCAGGAAGAGGGGAGAGAGCGCGGUCAGACUUUGUCGGAGUUAAAGAAACAGAGGGCCGCUGCUAAAUUCCUGAAUCACCCUUUGUUCAAUGGUCACCUUGGUAAUGGCUCUACUGAGUCCUUCAUCGAUGCCAAAAACGGUUCUGAGGACCCCCGCAUGCCGCUGGUCUCCUCCAACGGCAACGCAGUUUACUACACACCAACCAGCGGUGACCCGCCCCUUCUCAAGCUGAAACAGCCAGUCGAGGAGGAGCCGCCCAAGGCAAGGACCUGCUGCUGCGUGUGCUAGCAUGUCGGUCAAGUGACCGUUGACAUCAGCGGACGCCCUCUCAUCAAUGUGCUUUAGAAGGGAGGACAGGAAGGAAGGAAACUUGGAGAGUUCCGGCGUUUAACAUCCCAUUCCUCCUUAAAUCUCAGCAAUGUUUAUAGGGGUGGUUGGAAAACGUCCCCUACCUCCAACGCCUGGUCCAGUCAGAGACACCCCCCCCUCCCCCCGCCAAUACAUGUUUGAAACAUAGCAGUUAAGGAAAAAUGUGCAAUGCCACAGUAUCAGCAGGAUGUCCCUGAAUCAAAGCUUUUCACUAAAAAUGUGAGAAAAUCUAAACCAGGAACCGAUAGAAGUCACAAAAUAGAGAAUCUUCUGCUCUCCGUCCUUUUUAUUUAUUUCUUUUCUCCCUGCAAACAGAUCCUUGACAGGCUAUUAAACAUUUCCUCCAGGACAAACACACUGUGUGUGACUGCAGCUUUCUGCUCUUUUACCUUGUUCCUCUCAUCUUCAUUACAGUUCUAAGGUGCUUCAUGUCGGUCUACAUCCUACAGGUCGCUGCAAAUCUUAGUACCAAAGGACCUUGCACAUCCAUUCUGAAUUUGCAUUAUGCCUAAAUACUUCCAGGAAAUUGGAAAGUGGAGAGAAAAGUAGAGCGGCACCUGAAACCCACAUCAGAUCCUGUCAUUCUUUCACUUCCCCCUUAGAAAGCCUCAACUGACAGCUCAUCCUUUGUGUUUUGUGUGACCCACUUUGUGCUCACUCGGAUAAUUUAAGCCGACGUGGUUGGAAAAUUAAUGUACAUUUCUUUAUUUAUAAAACUAAUAUGUAAAAAGAAAGAGCUGAUGGAUCCUAAUUGAGUGUAUUUAUUACUUGGAUGCUGUGUGGAGAGUGAAUGGAGUAUGAGAUGAGCUGGAGGUGAAGCGAAGCACCUUCUGAUAUGAACAAAGUGGGUCAAAUUAUGAAGUGAAAUAAAGGUUGUUGUUUGAUUUUUGUACAUGUUGUGAAAUACCAGUUAUGUUUGUGUCACUACAAAUAACAGUGUUAUUUGUUUUUUUUCUUCUCUUUCCUGGUGGCCAUUGUGUGGCUUAAGAUGUUUCCCAAUCACUGUAUUUGUCUCUUUAACAGAAAAUGUAAAGGCUACGAAAGGAAUUACUGAAAGCUAGAUGAGAGUCUUUGGAAAGAUGCAAAAACGGCAAUCAUGCAUGAGUUUCAAAAUACAAAUAUGUUGAACAAAUAAUUGGACGUUUUUAGAAACUUUGGCUGAGAGUUACAUGAAAAGAACGGUAUCUGUUUGUUUGCUCCAGCUGUAGAAAGAGUUAGAUUAGCACCGCUAAGGACAAAGAAGGUUUAUCAGCUACUAGAAAAGAAUUUACCCCCUCCUCCUGCAAACAUCUCCUGUUCUUCUGUACCUAUCUACUCACAUCAUUGGUUGUGCCUCUGCUCAAGUAAAACUAGAAAAAAGAUUCUGCUUCACUUCAUGAGUCGCUGCACUGAGUGCAUGACUGUUACUCUGAACUGAAAAUUGUCAGCCAUACACAAAUAGGUUGUUUAUUUUGAAAUACUUCCUUAUUGAAUUUGUUUCUUCUUCUUCCAUUAAGGUCUGGGUCAUUUGUUAUUUGGUGUCUCAUGAUGAAAGUGAAAAAGACAGAAGCUUUUUGAUUUGAUUUGGACUUAAAUUGGCUCAGAAACACAUUAGGUAAACGGUUUUUCAUGUUUAUUUACAACUUUACUGACAGUGAUGAGGGUUUAAAUGAUCUUUGCUAACCAACAUCUCAAAAAACAAACCAAAAUCUAAUUUUAUUAACAGUUCUAAUUAAAAAUAUGACUUUACACACCUUUCUGUUGCUCAAAGCGAUUUUCUAAACCACUUUGUAUCUGUGAGAUGUUGUAGUUUUUCUCAAAUAUGGCUUCCUUAUGUUUUGGAUUCUAAACUAUGAGCUUGACAUCAACCUUCUUAUGUAACUCUCAAAGCAGAGUUUUAUUCCUCUGGUCUUAUAAGUGCCAAAAAAAAAAAAAACAUCUUCUUUGAGUUUAAAAAAUGGUAAUGAAUUUAUAAAAAGUCACUAACAAACUGUCUUUUGACUGACAAAGAUGUUUUAAAAAAAAAAAAGCCAAUCCCUUAGAAAAGUCGAUUACCCAUAAUGCCAUUUUUGUCACAUUUGUCACUGUAGCAUCAUCUGUUCACUGUUAAAUAUUUGUACAGAUGAGUUUGUACAUACAUUUCUCUCCUCAUAUCUGUACCCUUGAAUUGAAAUGUCUUUUUUUUGUUGCUUUUGAAGAACAAAUAGGGAAAAACAAAAUAUUUGUACGGAUGAACAGUAUUGUGUGUGUGUGUGGGGGGGGGGGGGGGAGUGUUAGACUGUAGCAUCUGUUUUGUAGUCUUAAAUAUCAAACUUGUUCAUCCUGAUGUCUUUGCUGGUCUAGGAUCAGUGUCUGUGCAUCUUUCUCAGAGAAUCUUUAAAUUGGCAUUUUUUUUUUUUUGAGUUUGGUGUGUAUGUUUGCUCUAUUACAAACUGCAAAAAUGAAAUUCCAACUGCUGGCCCAUGAAAGUUCAACCAGGUGUAUGACUUUGAACUGUUCGUCAGAAAGGAAAACCGGAUGUUAAAAAUUAACCUGCCCUCCAAUAAUCUGCUCUACAGAUCGAUCCUUGUGUUGAACUGCAGGCUUCACUGUCCCUAAAAAAAAAAGUUAAACUACUGAUUAUGUAAUUACUGGAAUAAAUAUCAGUGGUUGCAUUAACAUUUUGAAUAAAUUGUAUAUUUUGAAAAUUCUA
Molecule: messenger RNA, 5075 nt
Organism: Oryzias latipes (Japanese medaka)
Lineage: Eukaryota; Metazoa; Chordata; Actinopteri; Beloniformes; Adrianichthyidae
Gene: ppp1r16b
Product: protein phosphatase 1, regulatory subunit 16B
Biological process (GO): regulation of sprouting angiogenesis; establishment of endothelial barrier
Cellular component (GO): cytoplasm
Molecular function (GO): myosin phosphatase regulator activity; protein binding; enzyme inhibitor activity
Source: RefSeq, a predicted model, not a curated record